ACUUCUGCGUAUUGGAUUCUAUUUAAAAAAUAUAUUCGAAUUAAAAAAGUUUUGUAACAUAAAGUUAUUAUAUUUUAUCAAUUUAAAUGAAAUAGAUUUUAUGUAAUUAAUUGUUGAAGUGAAAAGUGGGAUUUUGUGAAGUUAAACGGAAUGUCGAAUUUGCAAUAACUACACACAACCUCAUUAAAAUGAAUAAAUCUAUGGAAGGAUUUUGUUCAACUAUAAUAGUGCUCUUGGCGCUUAUCGAAGCAAUAAAAUCGAAUACAAAUGAAACUAUUAGCGCAGAGGAACGCACAGGACGUGUCAAUGGACGUAUAGUGAAACUUUAUUCAGGAGCAAAACCUAAUCCAGUUUUAUGUUUAGAAGAGGGCUUUAAAGCUGACCCAGUCGAUUGCACUGUCUUCUAUCGAUGCACAAAAUCUUUUAAAGAAAAAUAUACUGUUUUUAAAUUUCAAUGUGGGCCAGGCACAGUAUACGAUCCAGAAACUGAAGUAUGUAAUCACCCGAGUAAUACAAAACGAUCUGAAUGUGGUGGCCUUAAUCCACCGGUAAUGCAAGAAGACGAAAACGAAAUACAGGAGAAUCAAGAACUGCCGUCACCUAUAAAUACAACAUUACCCGUUUAUACAACUCAUAUAGAAUCAAGAAACGUCACAACAUCAAGCCCUAUAAUUACUACACAGAAAAUAGAUGAAUAUAUAGAUUAUAAGCCAAUUACAACAGUCUAUUAUCCAUCAUUAACAACAACUGAACGAGAAUAUUUAGACAAUUCUAAUGAUUUAUUGACAUAUCCAUGGACAAACACCAAAAAUAAAACUCAACAUGUAGCGGUGCCUUUUACAACUGUUUCCCCAAAUCAUGAGAAAAGUUUUCCGUGCACUUCAGAUGGAUUUAUUGGUGACAGUGAAAAUUGUAGAAAGUUUUAUAGGUGUGUGAGUGAUUCACGUGGAGGUUUUUUACGAUAUGAGUUUAUGUGUAGUGAAUCAACAAUAUGGGAUGACAAUAUACAGAGCUGUAAUCAUGCCUGGGCUGUACGGAAUAAGCGAUGUGGUAGAGGUGAUUUUGAGACUAAAAAAGACACUGCUAAUAGCGUUCAAAGUUUUAGUGUACCAAAUCAACAAAAGGAAAAUAAUUUUGAAUUGACUGUAAAUAAACAGCAUAUUUAUGACAACAAUGAUGUAUUUGACGGAAAUAACAUUCAAUUUGGUAAUAAAUUAAAUAAUGAUAAACAAAAUAAAAUUAAACAAAAUGUUAACACAUUCACAGGUUCUGUAAACCAAGAAGAACCCAAGAAAAAGUUACAAGAUAAAAUUAAUAACAAAUAUAAUGAGCCAGAAACUACCUCUACAUCUGGUCAGAACGAGGUCAUUAAUGAAAUAAGUCACUAUUCUACUUCGUCAGAUGCUUCAAACAUUAUCCAAGAAAACUCUACAACUAUUGAUACCGGAGAAAAUCAAUGUACACAAAGUGGUUUUAUGGCUGAUACAGUUGAUUGUCAGAAGUUUUAUAGAUGUGUUGAUAAUGGAAAAGGAAGUUUUACAAAAUAUGAAUUUACAUGUAGUCAAGAAACGGUAUGGGAUAGUAAAUUGGAAGCGUGUAAUCAUGUAUGGGCUGUUAAAGAUGGUGGUAAAUGUAGUGGAAAGUUAUCAGCUGGUAAUUCUAAUACUGAAGUUGCUACAAAAACACCAACAACUGCUAGUACUACUAGUGCUAUUGAAGAGGAAAAUGAUUUUGGCUAUGUAAGUCAAUCGAACCAACAACAUGAACAAACUACUACUUCGACAAUUCUCACUACUAUAUCCUUACUUUCAACAACUGAUAUUUCAAAAGUAAUAAGUACAGAAUGCACAUCAACUGGAUUUUUCGGAGAUGUAAAUGAUUGUCAGAAAUUUUAUAGAUGUGUCGAUAAUGAUAAAGGGUCAUUUACAAAGUAUGAUUACGAAUGUGGGCAAGGAAGUUUAUGGGAUCAAAACAUAGAAGCAUGUAACCAUGCUUGGGCUGUUAAGUCAUGUAAUCAAAGUACAAUAACGAAUACAACGCAAGUAACAAACGGUUAUGAUACUAGUACAACCACAACUGUAUCAUAUAUUCAACCCACUGUAGAUAAACAUAAUGAAAAUGACAAUUCAGAUUCUGGUUAUAAUCAUCAGCAAAUUGUAACAACCACUUUAAGUCCGGCCGAUAAAGAGUUAUUAAUAACUACAAUAAAAAAUCCGCAGAUUCAAAUUUGUCAAUCCAGUGGUUUUAUGGGCGAUGCUAACGAUUGUAAAAAAUUCUAUAGGUGCGUGGAUAAUGGGGACGGCAGUUUUACUAGGUAUGAGUUCUCAUGUGGUGAUGGUACUGUGUGGGAUUCUGAAAUAGAAGCUUGUAAUCACGCUUGGGCAGUUAAACAAUGCGGAGGAAAUAUUGAACUAAAGGAAGAAGUUACCUCUCCUGUUACGGACUAUGAUUUAAACAAUGGUUACUCGACUCAAAAUUACAACAAUAAUGACAAUUUAAGUACUGCUCAACAUUCAAGCAUGGAUUCACAAACAACAACUAAGCAAACAAUGUUAAUGAGCAAUUAUAGUGAAUGUGAAACAAAUGGAUUUAUGGGUAAUAAACUAGAUUGCAAAAAAUUUUAUAGGUGUGUCGAUAACGGUAAUGGAAAAUAUACUAAAUAUGAAUUUUCAUGUGGUGACGGUACUGUAUGGGAUCCAAAAAUACAAGCCUGUAACCAUGCGUGGGCAGUAGAAGAAUGUGGUAGCAGUAUGCCUACACCGACGACACAUAAUAUUAACGACGUUUCUGUAAGGCCUAGUGCUGAUACUACAUAUGAAAAUGCAAAUGGUUAUAGCUCUUCAACUCAAAGCACUACAAAGUUAGAUAGCAUGAUGUCUGUUACAACUGUGAGCAGUUCAACAUCAAUGACAACAGUUAUCAAUAGUGAAAAUGAGUGUCAAUCCAGUGGAUUUAUGGGAGAUAAAAAUAAUUGCAAGAAAUUUUAUAGAUGUGUUGAUAAUGGCGAUGGAGGGUUCACUCGACAUGAAUUUUUAUGUGGUCAAGGUACAGCAUGGGAUCCCACAAUUGAAGCCUGUAAUCAUGAAAAAGCGGUACAAAAUUGUGGUGAGAGUUCAGAAAGCCAAUUCGAAGGGACUACAUCUUCUGCCCAAACUCAAAUGUCAACAACAACGUCAUCUUCAACUCAUUUAGUAUCGCAAACGCAACAACCUCAGACGCCAGUGUAUUCCUCCACUUUAUCUACAACUUCCUUUAUGGACGUUAACUCAGUGUCUUCGGAAGAUAAUGAAUGUACAUCAGAAGGGUUCUUCGCUAAUCAGAAUAACUGCAAGCAAUUCUACCGUUGUGUUAAUAAUGGCAAAGGUGGUUACACUAAAUAUGAAUUUUCUUGUGGCGAUGGUACGAUAUGGGUUCAAGAAAUACAAUCAUGUGAUCAUGAUACAGAUGCAGUAAAUUGUAGUUCUUUAUCAAGCGUAGCUACUACAGAAAAACAUGAAAUAAAUAGUUCAACUGAGGAGAAUGAGCAAGUUUCAGAAACUCAAUCAAAUGUCAGCACAACAAAAUCAACUACAUCAUCAACAAUCGAAUAUACAAAGCCAAUAACCGAAAAUACCAAACCAAUAAACCAAAAUGGUUGUACCCAAGAAGGUUAUUAUGGAAAUACUGACGAUUGUAAGCAGUUUUAUAGAUGCGUCGGUAACGAUAAGGGUGAUUUUACAAAGUAUGACUAUACUUGUGGGGAUGGUACUAUUUGGGAUCAAGACAUAACAGCAUGUAAUCAUCCUCAAGACGUAACAAAUCCUUCAUGUAAAUCUGACCACGAAACUCCGUCGACAACAAUAAGCAGUAGUCCGCACUACACAAGUGAAAGUAAUGUUAAACCGGUAACUACUUCUUCAGUUCCUUUAACCUCAAGUGUUUCUCCUUCAAGUAGUAUUGAAACAAAUUCGACCUGUUCUGAUAAUUGUGAGAACUCUAAUAGUGCAAAUAUUACUUGUACGAAAGCUGGUUUUUACGCUGAUCCAAGCGAUUGUAAGAAAUUUUACAGAUGUGUUGAUUGGGAUAGUAACGGAGAAAAGUUUUCAAUAUUUCACUUUGAAUGUGGCGAAGGCACUAUUUGGGACCCGUCUGUCGAAACAUGUAAUCAUAUAGAUUCUGUUUAUCCACCUCGUAAUUGUAAUGGCACCUUACCACAAAAUGAAAAUAUGACUGAAUCAUCUUCAACAACGGAAAAAAUGACAACGACAACUAAUAAAGAUGAAACGUCUAGUAGUGAAUCUACUACACAGGAAUCAACAACACAAUAUACAUCAACAACACAACAACCAACGACAACACAGCAACCGUCGACAACACAGCAACCGUCGACAACACAGCAACCGUCGACAACACAGCAACCGUCGACAACACAGCAACCGUCGACAACACAGCAACCGUCGACAACACAGCAACCGUCGACAACACAGCAACAAUCGACAACACAGCAACCAUCGACAACACAGCAAUCAUCGACAACACAGCAAUCAUCGACAACACAGCAACCAUCGACAACACAGCAAUCAUCGACAACACAGCAAUCAUCGACAACACAGCAACCGUCUACAACACAGCAACCAUCGACAACACAGCAACCGUCCACAACACAGCAACCAUCGACAACACAGCAACCGUCCACAACACAGCAACCAGCGACGACACAGCAACCAUCAACGACAGAGCAACCAUCGACGACACAGCAACCAUCGACGACACAGCAACCAUCGACGACAGAGCAACCAUCGAUAACACAGGAACCAUCGACAACACAGCAACCAUCGACAACAGAGCAAUCAUCGACAACACAGCAACCAUCGACAACAGAGCAAUCAUCGACAACAGAGCAAUCAUCGACAACACAGCAACCAUCGACGACACAGCAACCAUCAACAACAGAGUCAUCGACCACUGAAACAUCUACCACUAUAACAUCAACAAGUGGGUCUGAUCAAACAACUUCUCAAACAAGUCAGGAACCAACUACAAAAUCGACCACGGACCCAACCACAGAAACAACAGUUUCGGAAUCUACUACUUUAUCAACAACAACAGGAUCUACUGAACAAAAUACUUCACAAACAGAAGCUCAAAGUUCAACAACAGAAGCGUCGACUACAGAAAAUCCAUCCCAAUCUAGUACAGAAUCUAACACAUCAAAUCAAAAUUGUCCUGAAACUGACGAAGAUCAAUAUUUAUUCGUAUGUCCGACUUCCUUUAAGCGACAUCCGAAAUAUUGUAAUUUGUUUUAUCAAUGCACUGAAGAUAAUAACACCCAUGAAAUGAAAGUAGCUACAUUUAAUUGUCCAAAUAAUACGAUUUAUGAUGAGUCUAAAGUUCAGUGUGUAGAAGAAAGUCAAAGUGACAAUAAAUGCAACGGGAAAAUUGCUCGAAAACACAGAGUGAAACGAUUGGGAAUUGCGGAUAGUGGGCCGAUCGUCGUUUCAAAGGAAAGUAUGGUAUGCCCAAGAGUCGGACAUUUCCCUUUUGAAAAACAUGAAGAAUGCUCAGCCGCUUUAUUAAAAUGUGAAUUGACAAAAUCUGGAAAAUUACGAGGAUACGUCUAUAAAUGUCCAGAAGGUUUCGUUUAUUGGGCAAUAAGUAGAAAAUGCGAGCCAUUAAGAAAACUAAGAGAAUGUAAAAAACCUUCUAACGUAUGGAAUAAACGAUACGAUAUACCUGUAGAAAAAUAUAAUGUUGCCACUUAAUGUUUUAACAGUGGGAAUUCGUGCAAUACUAAAAAGCAGUUGUGCUGUAAUUACGUCUUAUAAAGUAGAUAUUGAAACAACAUAUCAUUGUUGUUAUAUAGUUAAUAAUGUAUAAAUAUCAAUUAAUUCUAGUCUCAUUCUUAUUCUUUUUAUAAAACUAAUCAAUUAUUUUCAUUAAACUGCUGCCAUAUACAUUCAUGAAGAAUUGCAACUUGUGAACAAAAUAUUGUAGAAUUACAUUAUUUUGAUCACGACUGAUUAGCAUAAGAAAUAAAAUAAAUAAUUUAUUUUAU
Nymphalis io (European peacock) is the source of this 6034-nucleotide messenger RNA. RefSeq names its product serine-rich adhesin for platelets (gene Mur89F). The transcript is spliced from 5 exons. The record is from RefSeq and is a predicted model, not a curated record. Gene Ontology annotation, cellular component: extracellular region. Gene Ontology annotation, molecular function: chitin binding. The coding region runs from base 189 to 5741 and encodes 1850 amino acids. Lineage: Eukaryota; Metazoa; Arthropoda; Insecta; Lepidoptera; Nymphalidae.